CCGAUUUGCGCCCAUACUCCUGCUGCCCACUGCAUCUGGUUUAACACCAACACAGGAGACGAGCGAACGAGCGAGCGAGCGAGAGAGAGAGAGAGAGGAUUUGCUGAGUCAUUGAAGAAGAUUGAGCAAUCCUCCAUCGUAGCUAGAAUAUAAAUAAACUCAAAGAAUAGAUAAAUCAUCAAAAUGGGGUUUCAGUCUUUAACUGCAAAUGGAGAUCUCCAGAUUAUUCUUUGGCUCUUCAAUACCAACAUCAGGACCCUAGAUAUUAUCAAGGGCAUCGGUCAGAUCUUCAGAAAUAUGUUCUGCGACAAACCCAACAUUGUUCUGAACGAAAGGUGUGUCAAGAUAUUACCUACCAUACAUGAAGAUUUGAUGGUGUCUGUUGACAAUGUGCACCAGAUCAAAACUCGGGAUUGGUGUUCAGAAAAGGACUAUGAUAAUAAGGAGAAUACUAAGGCUGUUUUCAGUGCAUUGGAUACAAUACUGAAGGACACUUUGGAUCGUCUGAAAAUUAUUAGGGAAAGCAUUUUGAUGGCGGGAUCUGGGCUUUGGGACUGUAAUCAAGGCAAUGAUAUCACUGGAGAUGCUGGCAUAAUCAGGGCUUUAUGCAUGAAUGGCAAGUUUGGAGCAGCACUUUGGCUUCGGAACAAAAUGAUACAUAAAUGCAUUAUUCCCAAUGUGCUUACACACAAUUACCUGGUAAAUGUACUAUGUAAAGUGGGCAACUUGGAGAAGGCUGAUUGGCUAAUUAAGGAGAUGCUAGAAAUUGGUCCUCCUCCCAAUUGCAUUACCUACAAUACUUUGAUUGGUGGAUACUGCCGAGUUGGUAACAUAGACAAAUCUCUCGAUCUUUUCAAAUUGAUGUAUAGCAAUGGCAUCAGCCCAAAUAGAGUUACUUGUAACAUUCUUGUCAAUGCAUUGUGCAAAAAGGGUCUUUUGGACAAUGCUAAGAAACUUCUUGGAGAAAUAUUAGGUGAGAGUGAUGAGACAUCAAAUUUGAUGACUUCAACAAUACUUAUUGAUGGUUAUUGCAGGCAGGGAGAUAUGAUUGAGGCUCUCGAGCUUUGGAAUAAUACGUCCCAAAAGGGUAUCCAAAUGGAUGUUGUUGCUUAUAACACCCUCAUUCAUGGACUCUGUUUGAAUUGGCAUAUGAAGCUUGCAUAUAGAUAUGUCUGUGACAUGUUGAAGAGGGGCCUUCUUCCUGAUGUAUUUACCUACAACACUCUAAUCAGUGCACUUUGUAAAGAAGGGAGUUUUGAUGAGGCUUAUGAUAUCUACAACAUGAUGUCAAGAAUGGGUGUUCAUCCAGAUCAUCUUUCUUACAAAAUGAUUAUUGAAGGCCUUUGUAUUCAUGGAGAUGUCAUCAAAGCUAAUAAGUUCCUCAUCUACAUGCUGGAAGAUUCUGUAAAACCAGAGUCAAUCAUUUGGAAUGUACUGAUAGAUGGGUAUGGGAGAUCUGGAGAUCUUACCAAUGCUCUCCUGGUUAGAGAUCAGAUGAUAGCAUUUGGUGUUGCACCGAAUAUCUUCACUUAUAAUGCAUUAAUUCAUGCACAAAUAAAAGGAGGAAAUAUUGUUGAUGCACAAUCCUUAAAGCAAGAAAUGCUUUCAAAUGGGCUUUUCCCUGAUACCAUAACUUAUAACUUGUUAAUUGGGGCUUUCUGUAAUUUUGGGCAUGUUCGUUGUGCAUUGCAGUUGCACAAUGAAAUGCUGAGAAGAGGGUGCCAGCCAGAUUUUAUUACAUACACUGAGCUGAUAAGAGGUCAUUGUAUGGAGGGGAACAUGAAGGAAGCAGCAGAACUUUUCAAUAAGGUACAAAAAUCUGGUUUAGUUAUUGACCAUGUACCUUUUCAAAUACUCAUUAAGAAGUAUUGCAAAUUGAAAGAACCAGAAAAGGCAUUCCAGCUUUACAAAGAAAUGGUUGAUAAGGGGCAUGCAAGCCAUUGUUCAACUUAUUAUUCCCUAAUGUUGGAGCUGAGGAGGAAAGGAUUCAUUCUAGAAGCAAUUCAAUUGUUCAAGCACAUGUAUUCAUUGGGCUUAAUGAAAUAGAAUUCUCUUUCAAUCUUGACCUCCUACAGCACUUGGAUAUCAGAGUGAGGAUCCUCCUGUCUUCUGCAUCUGACCUGAUGGAGAGACAAGAUGAUGCAGCCCUAUCUUUAUUGGUGGCAACCUGAGAUCAAUCCCUGAAGUUGUAAUUGCAACAGACAGUGGCAUCCAAUGGAACUGCAAGAUGAUUAGAUGAACCACAUUCCAAAUGUUCUUAAUGUCCAGUUGAGUUGGUCAUGACCCACAACCAUUCUACCUUACAAGGGAGGCAUAAAGAUGGGCUACAGAAAUGAAAUGUUCACAAGCAACGGAAAUUGUCAAAGCACGGUCCAGUGGGUGUGGCGGACUCCAUCAUGGCUGAACUUCUUGCAGUAAUUCAAGGAAUGCAGAUAGCUAAAGAUUAAACAUGGAUAAGUUGAUUAUUGAGGGAGACUCCAAGUUAGUAGUGGGAUGGUUAAAGAAGCCGGGUUCGGUAAUUUGGGCCUAUGGGGAUGAAAUAAAAAAGUUUAACUGGCUAACUAACAGCAAGACUUUGAGGGUACAAUAGGUUAGAAGAUCAGCAAAUGGGAUGGUGGAUACCUAGCAAAUCAAGGGGUAAAUAGGGAUCAUUUGAUUCCUGAUUUUCUUUUGAAGUUAGAAAUGGAAGUGGUGUUUUGUCUUCUUGAUUAUUCAUUCAUAUCUCAUACUGCCAAAUUGGAUUGUGUGCAAGAUGAUGAGGAUCAUUGAUUUGACUUUUUGCCUGGGGAUUUUAUCUGGAUCAUAGUCAAUGAAAUCCAGAUCAUCAAUUGUGUAUUUUACAUCUGAGGAAGGGUUGCUUGAAGCAAAAAUUAACAGAUAUGGAGAGAGUAAUAUUUGUUGAUUGGCAACCACAGUGGUGUUCUUGCUGAUUCUACAGGAAGCUAAGGUUGAUGUUGUUGUUGGUGCUCUUACUGAAUACACAAGUUUAUGAAUUACCUGCUUUGAAGGUGACUGCCUUGAGGUUUACAGAGACAACUAGGACUAGAAUUCUUAAAGUUGGAGGUGAAUGUUUGACCCUUGAUCAACUUGUUCUCAGAUCACCACUUGGGCAUAACAAAUUACCAGUGGAAAAUCUUGUUCAGUUCCACUUCGGUGAGGGGUCUAAAGAAGAGAGGUAAAAUCUUGUGGAGAUGUGCUAGAGCUGCUGUUUGCUGGACGGUCUGGGAAGAAAGAAAUCAAAGAUUAUUUCAUGGAAAAGAAAAAAGCAAGGAAGCCCUCAUAGAACUUGUAUAUGUUAGGGUGGCCCACUGGGUCAAGAUUUUGAAGCUUUCUGAAGCCUAUUCAGUAGGAGACAUCAUUAGAAACUGGGAAGAAGUGGCUCGGUCAGCUCCUGUGUCUAGUGAUAUUAGACCUGUUUGGACUGCACCAGACUUGGUUUCAUCAAAUUGAACUUUGAUGGUAGUAGUGAAAGAAACCCAGGUCUUUCAAGCAUAGGUGAUAUUUUCAGGAACGAAGAAGGUCGAAUUAUUGCUAUGUUAACUCUAUUUGAAAACUCGUCUGGAUUGGGAAAAAUAGUGGAUUAAGUGGGCAGCAAAUCUAGUGGGGUUGGUUGUUCACUAGAGCAACAUGGCUUCCAUAUCAAUGAAAAUGUAGGAAUGUUGCAUGUGAUAAAUUGUAAAAUCUCACCGUUUUUUACUAGAAAAAUAAGUAAAAUAUCCUGGUCUAAUUUGCUUAAUUAUAUCAUUUUAUGUUGCUCUUCUUGAGUGUUCACUAGUCCUUUUAAUAUGAUUUUUGGAGUCUCAUUAUUUUUGGUUGCUUGCAACAGGGUGUUGAGAAGUCAGAAACAGACUAAAAAGACUGGUUAUAUCACAGGACUAUGCAAAAAGAGAUGGAUUAGAUUACAUUUGUCCUCACUGCAGCAUGUCAAAUUUCAAUGGGAAAUCACUGAAAACUGCGAAUGGGGUUUCAAAGGUGUUGCCAGCUUCAUGGCUUGUUGAUUCUCUGGUUUCCCUCCAUUUAUGUGUCUCCACAUGCAAGUUGAAGGGCUGGAAGGGUUAGGGGUAGACCAAAAAGGUCCAAUUUUCAUGUGUAAUAGUUGGAAGAGAUGACCGUGUCAAAGACAUAAUGUAUUAUACCUUUUUGUUUUAUUUAAUUAAUUCUGGAGGAUGUAACAGUUUGUCUACUGUCUGGUCACAUGGAAUGGCAUACCGGUUCCUCGUUUACCUCAUUUAAAAUCAUUAGUUUUAAUGUUGUUUGACAGCUUCUAUAUUGUAUCAAGAGGCUUGCUUACAGUAUGUUAUUUUCUGGAACAUAGGACUUCUCAAUAUCCAUGGCA
Messenger RNA from Nelumbo nucifera (sacred lotus), 4336 nucleotides. Its product is annotated as Tetratricopeptide repeat (TPR)-like superfamily protein. Lineage: Eukaryota; Viridiplantae; Streptophyta; Magnoliopsida; Proteales; Nelumbonaceae. The record is from RefSeq and is a predicted model, not a curated record. Gene Ontology annotation, molecular function: mRNA binding; protein binding.